GCGAGUUUCGGAGGCGCCCGGCGGGCCCCGGAUCGGAGAUGGUGCUGGAUCUCAAUGUCGAGUCGCCGGCGGACUCCGGCACGUCCAGCUCGUCCGUGCUCAACUCCGCGGACGCCGGCGGCUUCCGGUUCGGCCUGCUCGGGAGCCCCGAUGACGACGACUGGUCCGGCGAGCCGGCGCCGGCCGCGUCCGGGUUCGUGACGAGGCAGCUCUUCCCCGCGUCGCCGCCCGCGCCCGGGAUGAUGAUGGGGCAGCAGGCCCCGGCGCCGCCGAUGGCCCCCGUGUGGCAGCCGCGCCGCGCCGAGGAGCUGGUCGCGGCGCAGCGGGUGGCGCCCGCGAAGAAGACGCGGCGCGGGCCGAGGUCGCGGAGCUCGCAGUACAGGGGCGUCACCUUCUACCGCAGGACCGGCCGGUGGGAGUCGCACAUCUGGGACUGCGGGAAGCAGGUCUACUUAGGUGGGUUCGACACUGCGCACGCGGCCGCAAGGGCCUACGAUCGCGCGGCGAUCAAGUUCCGGGGGCUGGAGGCCGACAUCAACUUCAAUCUGAGCGACUAUGAGGAGGAUUUGAAGCAGAUGAGGAACUGGACCAAGGAGGAGUUCGUGCACAUCCUCCGCCGCCAGAGCACGGGGUUCGCCAGGGGGAGCUCCAAGUACCGCGGCGUCACGCUCCACAAGUGCGGCCGCUGGGAGGCAAGGAUGGGCCAGCUGCUCGGCAAGAAGUACAUAUAUCUUGGCCUCUUUGACAGCGAAGUUGAAGCUGCAAGGGCGUACGACAGGGCGGCGAUUCGCUUCAAUGGGAGGGAAGCUGUGACUAACUUUGAGAGCAGCUCCUACAAUGGGGAUGCUCCACCCGACGCCGAAAAUGAGGCAAUUGUUGAUGCUGAUGCUCUUGACUUGGAUCUUCGGAUGUCGCAACCUACCGCGCACGAUCCCAAGCGGGACAACAUCGUCGCCGGCCUUCAGUUAACUUUUGAUUCCCCUGAAUCGUCAACCACAAUGCUCUCUUCUCAGCCAAUGAGCUCAUCUUCUUCCCAGUGGCCUGUGCAUCAACAUGGCACGGCAGUACCACCUCAGCAGCACCAGCGUUUGUACCCAUCUGCUUGUCAUGGCUUCUACCCGAACGUACAGGUGCAGGUGCAGGAGAGGCCGAUGGAGGCAAGGCCCCCUGAGCCGCCGUCGUGCUUCCCCGGCUGGGGGUGGCAAGCGCAAGCCACGCCGCCGGGCUCCUCCCACUCGCCGUUGCUUUACGCUGCAGCAUCAUCAGGAUUCUCUACCGCCGCCGGCGCGCACCCCGCCCCGCCGCCGCCGUCGUACCCGGAUCACCACCGGUUCUACUUCCCCCGCCCGCCGGACAACUAGCUCUCUCUCUCUCUCUGCUUGCUCGGCCACGGACGGUGGCCGACGCGCGUGUGUGUUGGAGGUGCUCGCGCCUCAUCGGUAGCCGUUGUUGUGAAUUAAUCGGAGUGUGACUGGCCCAGGCUGGUUCCUCUCCGCGUCGCCGUGAUCAGGAUCACGAGCAUCGUGGCUGCUCGUUAUUCGAUUCUCAUGUAUCCAUUGCUCAAGUUUCCCAAACAGACUCUUGAAAAAACUUGGAAAUUGUUGAUGGCAAGUUCAUGCAUGCAUGGGUCA
Molecule: messenger RNA, 1631 nt
Organism: Triticum dicoccoides
Lineage: Eukaryota; Viridiplantae; Streptophyta; Magnoliopsida; Poales; Poaceae
Product: APETALA2-like protein 2
Exons: 10
Coding region: 39-1361 (440 amino acids)
Biological process (GO): regulation of DNA-templated transcription
Molecular function (GO): DNA-binding transcription factor activity; DNA binding
Source: RefSeq, a predicted model, not a curated record